This is a messenger RNA of Tarenaya hassleriana, 1344 nucleotides long. RefSeq lists its product as uncharacterized. The record is from RefSeq and is a predicted model, not a curated record. The coding region runs from base 100 to 1053 and encodes 317 amino acids. Gene Ontology annotation, biological process: transcription by RNA polymerase III. Gene Ontology annotation, molecular function: DNA binding. Lineage: Eukaryota; Viridiplantae; Streptophyta; Magnoliopsida; Brassicales; Cleomaceae. The transcript has 9 exons. Gene Ontology annotation, cellular component: RNA polymerase III complex.
UCGAUAUUACCCCAUUUCUCUCCUUCUUGAAACCCUAAUUUUUCCCCCAAUUUCCUUUUUCCGUUUUCUUCUCCGGCGACACCUGCAACUGCGACCGCCAUGGAUGCAGGCUCCUCUACUUCCAAGAAACCGAAGCGAAAAUUCGCUCCAAGAGCUCCGCCUCCCCGACGGCCGACCGUUCCGCCUCCGACGGCGGAUGCUGAUGGCGAGGAGAAAACAGCACAGAUGAUCGCCAGUAGUUACGCCAUUGGCCGAGUAAAACCCAAACCCGAAAAGAAGGCUUCUGCUGAAGUUGCUUUCCAACCAACAUCGGCAUCUCUCCCCAUAGCACCGGCUGCUGUUCCUGAAGAUGUCGGUAAAUGCAGUGAUCCGGACCUAAAAUCAUCUCCUCCUGCUGAUGUGCUUGCCACUGUCUCUUCUGCUGCUAACCAAAAGGAUGGAGAGGAGGAGACAAUUACUGUGGAUGAUGGUGAUGCUUUAUUAGUUCCGGAAGCCGAGAUAGAUUACGUUGAACCUUGGGAUCCUCGCAAUCCCUACAGUCCUAUCACUCUUCCUUUGAGAAAGCCUUCCUCUGGACAUCAAGAACUUCGUGAUAAGGAGGGAUCCGGAGUUGUUGCAAGAUAUCCUGUUACUGACGAGAGCACCCUCAACUCAGCGGAGAAACUUGGGCUGACAUUGGAGGAGGAAAACGGAAAACGAAAGAUGAUUUUCUUCCAGCUUCCGGGUCCUCUCCCCGUGAAGAAGGAGUUGGCAGAUGCAAACAGCGAAGAAGAUAACACGCAGAGAAGAAGCGCCUUUGAUGGGUUGAAAGAGGGAUUCAUGGGCAAAAUGUGUGUUUACAAGAGCGGGGCUGUCAAGUUGAAGCUUGGAGAUAUCCUCUAUGAUGUCUCACCAGGUCCAGACACUUUCUUCGCUGAUACUGUCGCAGCAAUAAACACGAGGAAACGAGAAUUCGGUAAUCUUGGGUCCACCGAGAAAAUGGCUACCGUUACUCCCGACAUCGUUGCUCUUCUGAACUCUGAAGCAGACGUGGAAGCCCGGAGAGAGCGAUGAAGAAGCUAGUUGCUGUCCAUAUAGGCUCUGUUAAGUAGAAACCUUUGUCCCAACCAUGGUGUCAUAUAAUCCUUUGGCAUUCUUAGAUUAGAUGUAUCCCCGAUGAAUCCGUACACUCUCUGUGAGUCGGCUGUCUUGUAGCGAGCUUGUCUCUGUCUCUAGUUGUUAGAAUCUAAGGAUUUCUGGACAAAGAGAAGAGAGCCGGGAAAUGGUAUGAAAGCGAGGGUGGGUGCGGGUUGGGUAUCCGGAUCUUUGGUAUUCGGUCUCGAUCCUCGUCUACAUAUUUUUUUA